Messenger RNA from Lytechinus pictus (painted urchin), 7310 nucleotides. RefSeq names its product histone-arginine methyltransferase CARM1-like. NCBI's taxonomy places the organism in Eukaryota, Metazoa, Echinodermata, Echinoidea, Temnopleuroida, Toxopneustidae. Gene Ontology annotation, biological process: peptidyl-arginine methylation. Gene Ontology annotation, molecular function: protein-arginine N-methyltransferase activity. The transcript has 12 exons. Bases 80 to 1711 code for a protein of 543 amino acids. The record is from RefSeq and is a predicted model, not a curated record.
AGGUAACCAACAAGUCUUGACCUUUGACCUCGGCACAGAAAAUAGUUCAACAAUAUGCCGGGCAAGCAAACUAGCAUAUAUGGUGAAUAUCAAAGGAAACGGAAUCCUACUACACUUUACAUCAGAGUUUGAGGUGACUAGAUUUGAGAAGAUUCUUGAUGGUGCUAAGUAUAAUCAGAAGCAAGCAGAUAAGAAAUCAUUGUUUUCACAACGAACAGAUGAAGCCUCGGCAGUGCAGUAUUUUCAGUUCUAUGGAUAUUUAUCCCAACAACAAAACAUGAUGCAGGAUUACAUCAGGACGUCAACAUACCAGAAAGCAAUGUUAACCAACCAUGAAGACUUCAAAGACAAGGUUGUACUGGAUGUUGGCGCUGGAUCAGGGAUCUUAUCAUUCUUUGCCAUUCAAGCCGGAGCACGUAAAGUCUAUGCCAUUGAAGCCAGCUCAAUAUCAGAACAAGCAAAGCAACUCGUCAAAGCCAACAACCUUGCAAACCGCAUCACGGUGGUCCCAGGGAAGGUGGAGGAGGUGACGAUACCGGAGCAGGUGGACCUAAUCGUCUCGGAACCCAUGGGAUACAUGCUCUUCAAUGAGAGAAUGUUAGAAAGCUUCCUUCAUGCCAAGAAGUGGCUUAAACCUGGUGGUAAGAUGUUCCCUACCCAAGGAGAUGUCCACAUCGCUCCAUUCACAGACGAUGCUCUCUACAUGGAACAAUUCACAAAAGCAAACUUCUGGUAUCAACAGUCUUUUCAUGGUGUCGACCUUACUUGCCUCAGAGAAACAGCUUUACAGGAGUUCCUCAGACAACCUAUAGUGGAUACAUUUGACAUCAAGAUCUGCCUAGCGAGGACCUACAAGUAUACCGUUGACUUCUUGACGACGAGUGAAAGUGACCUUCAUAGAAUCGAGAUUCCCCUUCAGUUCAAGACGCAUCAAUCAGGAGCCGUCCAUGGCCUUGCUUUCUGGUUCGAUGUAGCCUUCCACGGGUCAUUACAAUCUGUAUGGCUAUCCACAGCACCAACUGAGCCUCUCACUCACUGGUAUCAGGUUCGAUGCUUACUACGGUCACCUAUCUAUGUCACAAAGGGUCAAAGAUUAACAGGGAAGGUUAUACUCAUCGCCAAUGCAAGGCAAAGCUAUGACAUCGAUCUCGAGCUAGAAUCCCCCGGGUCGGAGGUCAAGUCAACCAACAGACUGGACCUGAAGAACCCUCUCUUCCACUACACCGGCCAGCAGGUCAUGCAAGGAGGCGCCCACACCAGUUCACCGUCAGAGAGCUACUGGAGCCAGCUGGGCAACGGAACGGCCAUGGAUGCCACCGGCGGCUCGACGCUGGGCAACGGGUACAGCAACGGCCAGGGGCUGAGUACAGGUGUGGUUCAGUCGAUACCUAUUGCUAACACCGAACCCAUCGCCCACAGUACCGUCUUACCCGGAGGACUCACCCAGAGGCAGUAUACCGUGGCUAUCCCUUCGUCCGUCGGCCAGGCAAUGUCUUCUCUAUGCUUCACUAACAACCAAUCCAGCGGGCAAUACCAGCAGCAGCAGCAGCAACAACAGGUGCAGCAAUCGCAGGCGCAACAGCUUCAGCAAGGUCGGAUGUCGCACGGAUCGUCAGGUGGUCGGAGUCACAUGAUGGUGGAUCAGAUGGGAGGCAUGUAUGGGGGCGUCCAACAACAGAGGCAUAACAAAUAUGGUACACAGAUGAACUGAUGAUAGGGGAUGGGGGCGAAUGGUAGAUUGAACUAAAUUGGCAACAUUGUGGAGCAGUCGUAACUAUCCAGUAUUCAAAUUCUGUAAAACCUGGUACCGGUUGUUCAGCACCCGACAACCACAGAGUCAUAACAAAUGCUAGUAUGGUACACAAAUGGUACACAAAUGAACUGAUGAUAGGGGGUGAUCAGUAAGUGGAACUGGAUUGGCAACGUUGCGGAGCAGGCCUCACUGUCCAUCAUUCACUCUCUGUAGCACCUGGUAGCCAGGGGUUUGUCUGACAAAGCUGGAAGUAUGCAAAUGUUUUGAAGGUUUCAUUUUUGUCUCACCUGCGAAGCAGAGUGAGACUAUAGGCGCCGCUUUUCCGACGGCGGCGGUGUCAACACCAAAUCUUAACCAAAAAGUAUAUGGACCUAGUUCAUGAAACUUUGCCAUAAUGUUAAUCAAGUAUUACUGAACAUCCUGCCUGAGUUUCGGGUCACAUGCCCAAGUUCAAAGGUCAUUUAGGGUCAAUGAACUUAGACGAUGUUGGGGGAAUCAACAUCAAAAUCUUAACCUAAGGUUAAGUUUUUGAAAUGUCGUCAUAACUUCAAAAAAUAUAUGGACCUAGUUCAUGAAACUUGGACAUAAGGUUAAUCAAGUAUAACUGAACAUCCGGCAUGAGUUUCAAGUCACAUGACCAAGGUCAAAGGUCAUUUAGGGUCAAUGAACUUUGGCCAAGUUGGGGGUAUCUGUUGAAUUACCAUCAUAACUUUGAAUGUUUAGGGAUCUGAUUCAUGAAACUUGGACAUAAGAGUAAUCAAGUAUCACUGAACAUCCUGUGCGAGUUUCAGGUCACAUGAUCAAGGUCAUUUAAGGUCAACGAACUUUGGCCAAGUUGGGGGUAUUUAAUGAAUUACCAUCAUAACUUUGAAAGUUUAUGGAUCUGAUUUAUGAAACUUGGACAUAAGAGUAAUCAAGUAUCAUUGAACAUCCUGUGUGAGUUUCAGGUCACAUGACCAAAGUCAAAGGUCAUUUAAGGUCAUUGAACUGGCCAUUUUGGAGGUAAUUAUUAGAUUGCUGUCAUACCUUUCAAAGUUUAUAGAUAUAGUUUAUAAAAUGUGGAUAUAGGGGUAAUCAAUUAUCACUGAUCAAGGUCAAAUGUCAUUUAUUGUCAAUGAACGUAGUAUUUUAUCAUUAUAUGAAUGGUGUUUUUGUGAAUAAUUAUUUUAUAGUAGUUUUCAAAGUCAGCACUGGUGCUAUAUUGAAUCGCGUGAUGCAGGUGAGACAGCCAGAGGCACUCCACUUGUUAAAUGAAUGCAAUAUGAUAAAAACCCGGCAAUUGUCUGCAAAACACACAUUUGAGGUCGUUAUUUUUUCAAGAUUGAAGUUUCUGACAAAGAACCUUUCACAUUUGUUUUUAUGGUUUAUUUAUUUUUUGAAAGUUUUGCCAUACUGAGAAUGUUGCUGCCAUUAUUACAACCUAUGCCUUUUGGAAACAUAAAAACAAUCGUUUUUUCUUGGUUACUUUUUGCAGACAAGUGCAUGGUUUUGAUAGAUCUUCCGACAGUUACGACUGCUGAAGUAUGAUGUCAAUGCAAAUUAUCAUGAGCAUUUGGCUCAGAUGUAAAUAUCAGUACCAUGUACUACUUAUAUCGGGAUUUUUUUACCUUAUUUUUUUUGUCUUUUAUUUUAGCAUUUUUCAUAUAUUCCUAAGUUAUUUGAGUGAUUUGGGAUACCAUGCAUGGAUUUUUUUUUCUUGUAGAAGUACUUGAACAUGAAAGGGUAUUUCACGCAAGAUCUUGUACGUGUACCACAUGGUGGAAAUCAUUAUUUUAUUUAUAUAACCAUUUACGAGGUAAUCCUAAUCCGUUUUCUACUUUCUUGUCGAGGAACGUGGAUGAUUACCUAUGAAUUUUAUGGCUGUAAGAUAUAAUUGUAGAUAGGUUGUAGUUAUGGGUAGUUCUGGGGGAGUUUGAAUCUGAAAUUUGUACCACCAGUCUCGUGUGCCAUAAAAGGUGGGCGUAUCGUGUUUUUUUUCAGAUAUAAACCAAUUCUGCUGUAUUCCCUUUUAUAAGUUAACCAAAUAGAAGUUCAAAUAUCCCCUGUGAAAUGUAAGACAUUAGAUGUCAGUGUAGAUAAACCUUUUUGUAGAGCAAGAAUUUGCAAUGCCAAUAUUUCCACCAUUUAUAUUGCCAUUAUUGAGUUGUUUUGCCACCAGAUGAAUAUGGACUGUGUCCAUUCAUUUGUACCAUUUCAAUGAAUACAGUCCAUUGGUACAUCUCACUGUGAUGUUGAUCAACAAUGGAUAAUUGAAAUUGCUUUCAUUUGACCUUGUCACGUCCCCAAGAUUCAUUCUCGUAGGAAAAACUUUGUAAGCUUUGUAUGGUAUGAUUAGAUGGGAUGUAUUUUCUGGCCUGUAUUUCCGACUCCAUCUUACUUGGAGAGUUUUCCGUGGUCUUAAUCUGUGGUUCAAUUACCGAUAAACAAAUGUGAUGCAAAAACAUAGAUGUUUAAUCCAUCACAACGUUUGGCACUCAAAAGUCUCACAAAUACAAUCUGAGAAUGAUAAAUAUGAUAGUUUCCUUUGCUGUUAAAACAAGACCAAGAUAAAAGCCCAGUUAACGUAAGAACACACAAUUUAAACAAUUUUUGUACACCUUUACUUUCCUUUAAUCUAGUACACUUUAACCAUGGCUUAACCCUAACUAGGCGGGGGUGGGGAGGCUCCCGUGCCCCCCCCUUCCCCUGGCUCUUUUUGCGAUAAGCCCCAAAUGCAAGGAGAUACUGUCUCAACAUUUAAGACUUUCUUUUAAAUCUCAUGCAACUUUCGAGACCAAAUUUUCAACACUGAGUAUGCCAGAACAAUAAUGGAUGAAAAAACAUGUGUAGAAUUUCACUACAAGCAAUGUUUUAGCCUAAAUUCAUUUUUGGUUAACCUUUCAAUUACUAAUCUGGGGCCCGUUGCAGAAAGAGUUGCAAUCAAACGCAACUCUAAAAAUCAUGCGCAACUUGAUUUUUAACCAAUCAACAGCGCGCAUUUUGGACUUGCGAUUGAUUUUUUGACUUGCGUUUAAACGCAACUCUUUCUGCAACGGACCCCAGAACUGAUUACAUUCAUGCUGUUUUGAUCUCAAAAUUAACUAAGCAUAAUCAAUGAAACUACUAAAUUAUUAAAAAAAAUCAAUAAUACAGUUUACUAGUUUAUGCCACUGGCGACAUGCUUGCAUUCCCAACUGUAAGAUCCACCAAAAUAGAGUGGUCUAGUUUGGGUUAAGAUGAACCACAAGAUGGAAUACAGGCCUAUUCAUUUUGUACUCUGGGUGGGGUAUGGUCUUAGAUGAUAUAUAUUGGUGUAAUAUUAAAGUAUAAUGACUGAUGAAUGGUAUGUGUAUUCAAGCUGCAGUAUUGUUGGAUAAGUCGACGAUAUUUGAUAUUGCCUUCUGUGAUGGCCCAUUCAACUGUAAGAGAAAAGUUGAAUAGCUGUAGGUAAACUUGAACUCUUUUACUCUCUCUUCCUCUCUCUCUCUUUCCCCGCACCCCUUUGAGCUUAUUGAUUAACAAACCAUCCCUCAGAUCUGAUAGUAAAAAAUGAAAUUAUUUUGGGUAGAAAAUCCAGAAAAAAUGUCAUCUCAUUUUAUAAAAUUCUAUUGAACUAAUUCUGUGGAUAAUAUUUAUUGAAAUUGAGUCCAUUGGACCACUUUUCUUGGUUCAAAAUGUGAAUUGACUUCAAAUCGCAGUUCUUGGUCCACAUCACUUAUAUUCUGCACUUAUUUAGCGUGUCCCCUUUCAAGAAAAUUGAAUUAUCAUGAAGAAAAAGAUAUGAAAUUGUGAUUUGGUUAAUUUUUCAUAUUCAUGUUUUUAUCUCUGUUUCAAAUGCAGAAUUGUAAAUUCUUCAAAAUUGAAAUAAUUGUUCAGGGAGUCUUGAAUUUGUGCAGUUUUAUAUUCACAUUAUGUCAACCAGCAUCAGAACACUCAUUUAUUUUUUAUAAGUAUAUAAUAUUCAUACUGUGCACCUCUGAAAUGUAGGUGUUUAAUUUAUUAAAAUAUAUUAUACUAAUAAUAUUCCCCUUUCCAGCAAUUCCAAUGUCAUAAUUUAUUGAUAUUUGCAGUUUAGAACACCAACAAAAACAAAAUCUGAUUUAAAAAAAAGGAUUUAUAAAAAGUUCUUAUUGCUUCACCCAAAUGAAUUUUAGCCUUAUGUUGCUUCAUGCCCAAAUAGAUUGACCUUUCUCACAACAAAUACUUGAAUUAUUUGGAAUGUGAAGUUGAUCAUUUUUAAGUGAUUUGAUGAUAGAAAUGUAUGUCUCCAUUGUGCAGUUCUCCACUUAUAGAGCAGUACAGAACAGAACAAGUAGAAAACAAUUUAGAAAAGCUCUUGGGAUAAUUAACUGAUGUUAUCGAACUGUUCAUUCAUGGCUCAAAACAAGGUCAAUAUCAAUUUGCAUAAACAUCAUCCUUUUCCUCCAAAUUCAUGCAUGAAUUGGGUUUAAGAUUAUUUUGAAAUACAACUUCAGACUAUCAACCUAACAAAUCGGAAAGAAUUUUUUUUUUUUUUUUCAUUAUUAGUUAUUGCAUUUACUGAAAGACAUAAGUUAAAAUUUGGUAUUCAGUAAUGGUUAGAAAUUUGAAGGUACUACAACAGUGGAAUUCAUUUUUUGAGUACCUGUCCAGUUUUAAAUUUGUGUCCAAUUUAUUCAUUGAGAUUUGAGAGAUAUUUUAUUAACACAUUUUCAGUAUUAUGUUAUUGAAAUUAUUGAGAAAGAGAAUUUGUUUGCUUUAUCCAUUUCAUGAUCACUUGAUAAUUGAAAUAUUGCCCCAAAAGAUUAAUCUAUCUUGAUUUUAAGGCACUUGGUAGCUUAUCCCUCUUACAAUUUUCAUUUCGAGACGGAGGAUUUGAACAUGCUGCUGUCAGAAUCAAGAGGUUAAAACACUUGAAAAGAUGAUUACGUAAUCAAUGAAUGAUUGAUGAUCAUGAUUACUUAAUGUGUUUUGUAAUUGAGAGUGUGUGUGGGAUGAAAUAAUGCACUCUAUUGUUAAUUAAGGUCAUGUGAUUAAUACUUCAGGUGAUAUGAAUAAUAACAUCUGAAAGCUUUUUAUCUAGUCUGCAGGCACAGACACUUGGUGUCACAAAGUGCAUAAUGCAGAGUCUGAAGUUGGAGACUACAUCUAGAUUCGCUCAUGUGCUUUGGCUGCUUCCUCCGAACACACACACACAGGGUUUGAAGUCUAGUCUCCAUCCUAGACAUGUUAUUUGUUAAAGUGUCAACUUUGAGUCUGUGUUUGUAGACUACUUGAUAUCUUUAAUAUCAAUACUGGAGGGGGAUGUUGUUGAGACUAGUUAUUUAGUGUGACACAGAAAUUGAAAUCAUUUAAACCCGAACAAUUUCAUCCUCUCACUCACUUUGAUUUUUCACCAUUGUGGGGGGGGGGGGGGUAAUCUCUUUGGGUGGACCUUUACUUCCAUCGACUUGGCAUUGUCCCAUCGGUUUAUAAAUUACCAAGUUGUUUGAUUAUAACUAUAUGUAUGUUUGUUACGUGUAUAGCUCCAUUGUCCGUUUAGGAGGUAGAUAUCUGUCCAUGUUUUCAUACUAAUAAACCUUAUCUCAAUGCACAUUGA